Molecule: messenger RNA, 1666 nt
Organism: Andrographis paniculata
Lineage: Eukaryota; Viridiplantae; Streptophyta; Magnoliopsida; Lamiales; Acanthaceae
Product: anthocyanidin 3-O-glucosyltransferase 2-like
Exons: 2
Coding region: 28-1494 (488 amino acids)
Molecular function (GO): UDP-glycosyltransferase activity
Source: RefSeq, a predicted model, not a curated record
UUUAUUAUUAUUAUUAUUAUUAUUAUUAUGUCUGAAUUAGCAGCGGAGCUUGUGUUCAUCCCCUCGCCGGGGCUGAGCCACGUCAUCCCCACCAUCGAGGCCGCCAAGCUCCUCCUCGCCCGCGGUGGCGGCGAUGAUCGGCGCUGCCGUCUCAGUAUCACUGUCCUUAUCGUGAGGCUCCCUGAAAAAGGAGAUGAACAAAAAGACAAGAUGUUGUCCGAAAUCAAAGAAACAAUCCCCGACAUCCGAUUCAUCGACUUGCCUUUUGACCAUAUCGUCCCCGGCGCCGACUCCCCGACUUUCCGAUUCACCUAUAUCCUUAGCCGCGCCGACAAGAUCAAGCAAAUAUUGUCCGAUUUGAUCGAGAAGCCUUCCGUCCCCGGCUCGCGCCUAGCCGGCCUCGUCCUCGACAUGUUUUGCACCAAUCUUAUUCAGGUAGGUGAAGAGUUGAGCAUUCCAUCCUACGUGUACUACACUGCUGGAGCAUUCAGUCUUGGCGUGUAUUACGACAUCGUUUCACUCAAAUUCGAACAAAAUCAGGACCUGGCACAGUACAAGGAUUCCGACACACAAGUCUCCUCGCGAUGCGCCUCACAGCCUCUCCCCGCCAAAGUACUUACUCGCAUCUUCGUCAACGGCAGCCCUCUCGGAGAUAUCUUCCUCCAAUACUUCCGGAAGUUCGCCUCUGCCAAAGGAGUUCUCAUCAACACCUUCUACGAACUCGAAUCCUACGCCGUCGAUUCUCUGUCCGCUCAUUACAAAAGCUACCCAAAGGUUUACCCGAUCGGACCCAUUCUGAAGGACAAUCAGGGCUCCGGCGAUCCGUCGGUAGACGAUUUGAUGACGUGGCUAGACGAUCAGCCGGAGGAGUCGGUGGUGUUUCUGUGCUUCGGGACGAUGGGGGCGUUCGAAGGAGCUCAGGUUCGGGAAUUCGCCGAGGCUCUGGAAGGUUCCGGAAGUAGGUUCGUGUGGUCGUUGCGGAAGCCGACCUCGUCGUUGCUUCCGGGCGAGUACGGCGACUACGGCGAGGUUCUGCCGGAGGGUUUUCUGGAGCGGACGGCGGGGGUGGGGCGGGUUAUCGGGUGGGCGCCGCAGGUGGCGGUGCUGGCGCACAGGGCGGUGGGGGGAUUCGUGUCGCACUGCGGGUGGAACUCGGUGCUGGAGAGCGUGUGGCACGGUGUUCCGGUGGCGGCGCUGCCGCUGUACGGAGAGCAGCAGAUAAAUGCAUUCGAGCUGGUGAGGGAGUUGGGGAUGGCGGAGGAGAUAAGGAUUGAUUACAGGAUAGAUAUCGCUGGCCAGGAGAAGGCGGAGAUUGUCCCGGCGGGGGAUAUCGAGGCGGCGAUCCGGCGGUUGAUGGCGGCGGACGGCGGCGCGAGGGGGAGAGUGAAGGAGAUGCAGAGGAAGAGCCGAGAGGUUUUGAAGGAAGAGGGGUCGUCGUACGCUUCGCAAGUGGAGUUUUUCCAGGAUGUGUUGAGAAGCGUCGGAUUGGAAUAAUGAUUUGAAUUAUGACCGUUGGAUUUGGGUCUUGCAUUUACUGGAUUUUACACCCUUAUCAUUUUAGGCAUGUGCUCACGUAAUUUGUGUUUGUGUUUGGUCCUGUUUUUAAAUUCUUAUGCUACCAUAUGUAUUGGCAAAAAAUUAUGGUUAUGUUCUUUUUAGAGUUGAA